This is a messenger RNA of Staurois parvus, 297 nucleotides long. The record is from the annotation of a GenBank genome assembly. NCBI's taxonomy places the organism in Eukaryota, Metazoa, Chordata, Amphibia, Anura, Ranidae.
AUGUAUGUGAAAUGGUUUGAUACAGUAAUGUUUUACUAUGUGAUUUUAGUGAAUGUCACUUUUUGUAAUUUUCAAAUUUCCCGCCGUUCCGUCCCCCGUACGUCCCGACGCUCCAUAGGGGACGGAACCCAGAUGACAUCCGCCGGAUUACAUUGCCGGGGACACUGCAGGAGGGACAUCGUGGGAGCGCAGGACAAGGUAAGUGAUCGAGGGAUCGCGGAGCAGUGCUGCAUGGUAAGCCCGAGUGUAGCUCGGGGUUACCGCUUUUGCUACACUCGGGAGUACCGCCAGGGAGGU